Lachancea meyersii CBS 8951 is the source of this 2106-nucleotide messenger RNA. Lineage: Eukaryota; Fungi; Ascomycota; Saccharomycetes; Saccharomycetales; Saccharomycetaceae. The record is from the annotation of a GenBank genome assembly.
AUGUUUAAGGCUUCACACCAAGCCAUUCUGAGAGCCCAUGGAAUUCGAUUUGGAAAUCUGAUAACACCACAAAUAAGGCCUUUGGCUGGGAAAGUACGGCCCCUCCCGAUAAAUGUAAAACUGCUGAAUCCCUACUUUGAGAAGAGAGCAUUUUCAAGCUGCUCGUUGCGAGCAUCCCAGCAGAAACUACCGACUAACGCAUCUACAACUUCGCUUCAAACGUCUACACCUUCGCCCAAAAAGAAUGGCUCAAAAGCACCCACAAUGUCUGAGCUGAAGAUCUUGAAGGAUCUGUUCAAGUACAUUUGGCCCCGGGGCGAUAAUAAAGUUCGCACACGCGUCAUAAUAGCAUUAGGACUUUUGGUGGGGUCCAAGCUGCUCAAUGUCCAAGUCCCAUUUUUUUUCAAGCAUAUUGUAGACUCCAUGAACAUCGAAUGGACAGACGCUACCUCCGUUUUGCCCAUCGCGAUCGGAACAAUGGUUCUGUCGUAUGGUGCAGCAAGGUUCGGGUCGGUGCUUUUCGGUGAGCUGCGUAAUGCCAUUUUUGCAUCAGUGGCCCAGAAUGCCAUCACCAAAGUGUCCAUUCAGACUUUUCAGCAUCUUAUGAAAUUGGACCUCGGAUGGCAUCUAAGUCGUCAAACCGGUGGCCUUACCAGAGCGAUGGAUAGAGGUACCAAAGGUAUUUCCUAUGUGCUGAGCGCCAUGGUCUUCCAUAUCAUUCCCAUUACCGUCGAGAUCGGGGCUGUUUGCGGAAUUCUUACUUACCAAUUUGGGGCUUCUUUUGCAGCAAUGACGUUCAGUACCAUGCUUUUGUAUGCCAUUUUCACAUUCAAAACGACGGCUUGGAGAACAGAGUUCAGAAAGUCGGCCAACAAGGCAGACAACAAGGCAGCUUCGAUCGCAGUCGACUCGCUCAUAAAUUUCGAAGCUGUCAAAUAUUUCAACAACGAAGACUUUCUCGCAAAAAGAUACCUUGAAUCUCUAACCAAGUAUAAAGACUCUCAAAUCAAAGUUGCGCAAUCACUAGCAUUUUUGAAUGCAGGCCAGAACUUCAUUUUUACGUCUGCUCUAACUGCCAUGAUGUACAUGGGAUGUACAGGGAUAGUUGAUGGCUCAUUGUCAGUGGGUGAUCUAGUUUUGAUAAAUCAGCUGGUUUUCCAACUAUCUGUGCCGCUCAAUUUUCUCGGAAGUGUUUAUCGUGAGCUAAAACAAUCGCUCAUCGAUAUGGAGUCAUUGUUUCGUUUGCAAAGAAAUAAAAUUAGCAUUCAGAAUGCGCAACGGCCUUUAAUGCUGCCGGAGAACCUGUCCGCCGAGAUUAAAUUCGAGAAUGUGUCCUUUGGCUACGAUCGAAAGAGACUAAUUUUGGAUAACGCCAGUUUCACGAUACCUGCGGGUUCCAAAACUGCCAUUGUGGGACCCUCAGGUAGCGGUAAAUCGACGAUUUUGAAACUUGUUUUUCGCUUUUUCGAUGCUUCUGAAGGGCGUGUGCUGGUAGACGGCAAAGAUGUCAAGAACUUGGAUAUUGAGACUCUGAGACGGGCAAUCGGGGUUGUUCCUCAGGAUACUCCCCUUUUCAAUGAAAGUAUAUGGGAAAACGUAAAGUUUGGUCGAAUCGGUGCUUCGGAUGAGGAUGUAGCCCUUGCAAUCGAGAAGGCGCAAUUACAGACUUUAAUCAAUGCCCUCCCUAAUGGCCGGGAUACAAUUGUCGGGGAGCGCGGAAUGAUGAUAAGUGGGGGGGAAAAGCAAAGACUAGCAAUUGCAAGGGUUCUGUUGAAAGAUGCUCCGAUAAUGUUUUUCGACGAGGCUACCAGUGCACUAGAUACACAUACGGAACAAGCAUUGUUGAGAACAGUGAAACAGAAUUUCACUUCGGGCUCUAAGACCAGUGUUUAUAUUGCACACCGUCUGCGAACCAUUGCUGAUGCCGAUAAAAUUAUUGUGCUGAACAAGGGUCAGGUCAGGGAAGAGGGCAAGCACGCUGAGCUACUUGCCCGCCCUGACUCGCUGUAUAAAGAGCUGUGGAACAUUCAAGAAGACCUGGAAGUCCUCGAAGAGGAACUGAAAGAAGAAGAGUCCGUGAAUGAUGCAAGCUUUAGGAAACGAUAA